AGUUCAGACCGGUUUUCUGGAAAGUGCUUUGUCUCUCCGACUGAAUCCUGGGAAAGGUCAUGUGUGGACCCAGUGAUGUCAUGAGAUCACAAACUGACUCAGCUCUUUUGCAUCAGAUAUGUGUGUCUGUCUUGCAGAGCACCAUAAUGACGGAGGAAUCCUGCCGGACACGGAGCCAGAAGCGAGCGCUGGAACGCGAGAUAAACCAGAACGACGUAGACAGUAAAAAGAUGAAGCUGGACAAAGGCCUUCUGGGAGUCCCGGAGGCCAACACGGAAGGUGGGGACCUUCAGUUAAAGACUGACUCCGCAACAGGGCGAGGCCCAGGAUUAUUAAAAGGAGCGGAAAUGAAAGCCACCAUCAAAGUGGAGGUCCAGACAGGCGACGAGCCGGUGGACAUGAGCACCUCGAAAAGUGAUGCCAAGCAAGAGCGGAGAGUCCCAUCACCCGAUGUAAUAGUCCUCUCGGACAACGAGCCAUCAAGUCCCAGAAUGAAUGGGCUGACAAAAAUUCCAAUCAAAGAGACCAGCGCAGAAGUGUUGAUGAAAAGCAGUCCUGAAGAGCGGGAGAGAAUGAUCAAGCAGCUGAAGGAAGAGCUGCGGUUAGAAGAAGCAAAACUGGUGCUGUUGAAAAAGCUCCGGCAGAGUCAGAUACAGAAAGAGGUGACGGCUCAGAAGCCUGCUGGCUCCUCAGGAAAUGCUGUGGCCACCCCUCCGCCGUUGGUGCGGGGAACGCAGACCCUCACUUCCAGCAAGUCAUCUGUCCUUCAGAAUUCUUCCCGUAUUUCUGGGACUGUUAUUCCUCCCCCGUUGAUCCGUGGUGGGCAGCAAACCUCUUCAAAGCUGAGUUCUCAGCAAAACACACAAAUAGUCAUGCCCCCUCUCGUCCGAGGAGCACAGCAAAUCCACAACAUUCGCCAGCACUCCGCCUCAGGGCCCCCUCCGCUGCUCCUGGCCCCACGGGCCUCCGUCCCCAGCGUGCAGAUACAGGGCCAGCGGAUCAUACAGCAGGGCCUGAUCCGCGUUGCCAGCGUCCCCAAUGCAAGCCUCUUGGUCAACAUCCCACAGGCCUCGCCGACUUCCCUCAAAGGCACAGCAGUGACGUCGGCCCAGGCGAACGCCGCAGCCACCGCGACCAGUGUGGCCUCCAUCAUCAACUCCAACGACUCUCCUGCCAGCCGGCAAGCAGCAGCAAAGCUGGCCCUACGGAAGCAGCUGGAGAAGACCCUCCUGGAGAUCCCCCCGCCCAAACCUCCGGCACCCGAAAUGAACUUCCUGCCCAGCGCAGCCAACAACGAGUUCAUUUACCUGGUUGGGCUGGAAGAGGUGGUGCAGAAUCUCCUGGAGAGUCAAGGCAAAAUGUCGGUCGCCCCCUCCUCCCAGGAGCCCUACACCUGCGUCCAGUGCAAGACGGACUUCACCUGCCGCUGGAGGGAAGAGAAGCGGGGGAUGAUCAUGUGCGAGACCUGCAUGUCCUCCAACCAGAAGAGGGCGCUGAAGGCCGAGCACACCACCCGCCUGAAGGCCGCCUUCGUCAAGGCCCUGCAGCAAGAGCAGGAGAUCGAGCAGCGGAUACUGCAGCAGGCUGCUUCCCCCGGGCAGACCAAGCCUGACCCACUUACCCAGCAGCAUCAUGCUCUCAAGCAGACCUCUGGCCAGCUGCCUCGAAGCGCCAGCACCCCCCGUGGAGUCUUGCAUGCAUUUAGCCCGUCGCCCAAGUUGCAGAACGCGUCCGGCGUGGCCGUGCUUGGUGGCAGGCAAGGUAAGCGUGCUCAGAGGCCCACCGGGAAAGGCGGUGCUUGCAGUUGGAAGAAGACUCUCACCGACGCAGGUAGAUGGCUCGCUCUUCUCUUCCCUGGCCUCGCCGUGCACAAAUCAACUUCUUCGGCCGUGGACCGCCAGCGCGAGUACCUCCUGGAUAUGAUCCCACCACGAUCCAUCCCGCAGUCUGCCACUUGGAAAUAACGAGGAGCCUCUGCCUUUAGUGGGAGACUUCGACUUUUCGUAAUCCCUCACCUCUCCCCCAUUUGAAUCUGCUGCCUUUCUCUGCCUCCCCCCACCCCCACCCCUUUCCACCUUGCAGUGGAAAAUCUGCUUUUGAGCCUAGCUGGAUUUGCCCCGGGGGGGAGGGGGAUGGCAGGGAGGCUUCGGGGGUUUUUGGUCAGCCCUGCUGAAGGCUGCCUCACAUUCCACAGGGUGGAAGGAACACUUUUUGGGGGAGGGGGGGGCAGGAACAGCAAUGAUGCGGGAGGCUACCAGAUCCUUGUGGCAAAGGCUGGCUUGGAGAGGGGAGAGCAAUCUCGUCGAUUCUUCUUUUUUCCCUCUGUUUAUGUAUUUCUUUUUUAGUUUUGGGGGGCUGAUGUUUUUGUUUUGUUUUUCAAUCAGCACUAGCACAGAGAAAAGACGGGCGCUCUGAGCUGCUUCUCGAUCCCAUCCCUGCCUUCCAUUUAUAGUUAUUUGGGGGGGGGGGGUUGUUUCUUUUUGUUUGUUGGGGUUGUUUUGGUCGAUUGUACGAUGGUCGGUAGCGAUCAAGAGUAUACUUCUUCCCAUGCGUGGAAAGAAAUUAGGAACUGGAACCCAGCAAUAGCAGACAAAAUUGGCGAGGGCAGAUCAGCGGCCCUUUUUCUCCCUCCCCGGCACCACCCCCUGUGAUUCCCAAGGAAGCAAUAGGUCUGAUGGCCAUAUUUUAUUUUUUUCUUCUCAGUCCAGUAAUAAAUUAUGAACCAGUGUGAUGAUCUGGCCACUGUCGGAAGAAAUGGGGCAAAUGAACACAGGUUUGGCUCUUUUGUAAACUGCAAAUCUGUGUCCAGCUGUCUUGCCUUGGACAUGCAGUGAUCUCAGCCCUUAGAGUGACCGGACAGUUGAAACCAAAAGAAUGUCUUGAUAUCCUUCUGAACAGUCCACAAGUGGGAACAGGGGUGAGUCAUUUGUAGAAGAGGUCAAAGCAAAGGACAAUAAUUUUUACAAAACAAUAUUUUGGAUUUUUCUUCAGUGACUCCUUUUUCUCAAAAGAAUUUUUUCCCUCUUUGCCUAUCUAGGAGCAGUGUGCAAUUUAGGUUUGUUGAGCAGAAGGGACCAGAGGAAUAAGAGGUUUUGUGUUUUUUUUAAAAAAAUAAAAUGGAUUAAAACACAAGACAAAAUUCCAGCUAUAAUUCUGAUGCUUCAAAUUUACAUUUUCAACCCUCCCUCUCUCUCUCUCUUUUUUAGUAUUUGUUUUCUAGUGGCAGAAAAGUAUGGACCUUUCUAUUACAAUUCGUAAUAACAUGUUGGUGCCAGACUUCAUAAUGGCAUAGAAGGUGCAUUGCAAAGUUAUAUAAAUAUAUAUAUAUACACACACAUUUAUAUAUAUAUAUAUAUAAAGAAAAGGAGGAGGAAGGCAUAGCGGGGUAUAAUGCACACUGUGCAGUUGAACUUUUUUUUGGGGGGGGGAACUGGGUAGGGCUGAUAUUUUGUUAGCUGCAAGUUAGAUACUUAAUUUAAAAAACAUAAACAACUGUGGCUGUAUGGGGGCAGAAGUCCCUUUUCGGAAUAUGACUAUUGCAUUGUAAUAAAAAAGCUCCUUCUAA
Messenger RNA from Sphaerodactylus townsendi, 3565 nucleotides. It is a transcript of the gene GATAD2A, whose product is annotated as GATA zinc finger domain containing 2A. Gene Ontology annotation, cellular component: NuRD complex. The transcript has 11 exons. The record is from RefSeq and is a predicted model, not a curated record. Gene Ontology annotation, molecular function: sequence-specific DNA binding. Bases 60 to 1964 code for a protein of 634 amino acids. Gene Ontology annotation, biological process: negative regulation of transcription by RNA polymerase II. Lineage: Eukaryota; Metazoa; Chordata; Lepidosauria; Squamata; Sphaerodactylidae.